AUGGGCAACCUUACUGCUGUUCCUACACUCCGUCGAACUCCAAAAGUUUCAAACAGUAAUGCACGUCAGUCAACAGUUUCGUCAGUAACUAAUGGUAGAUCGUUACCUUUACCAAGACAUGAAACUUAUGUAGUGCAUCACAAUUUAUCAUCUUCUCUUGAUUCUUCAUUGUGGAUUGCAAUAAAAAAUCGACGAAAAUAUACACCAAAAACAAAUCGUAUUAAAACAACACGUUAUAAUAUUAUUACAUUUCUACCGAAAAAUCUUUUUGAACAAUUUCAUCGUGUAGCUAAUGUAUAUUUUGCUAUUUUAAUUGGUCUCAAUUGGGUACCGAUUAUCAAUGCUAUUUCACGAAACGUAAUUUUAUUUUAUUUUUGUAGUACUCGUGAUGGAGCUAUUCCAGAUGAUAUACGUACUGGUGAAACAAUAGCUCGAACGAGUGAAGUUAUAGCUGCACAAAAGUUACCUGUUUCACUUGUUGUUACUGGUGAUGAUUUAAAUAAUAUUCUUCGAUAUAAAGCAAAAGAAUUUAUGCAAGCUGCAUCACAAUGUCAAUCAAUAAUAUUUUGUCGAGUAUCAGCAACACAAAAACGUGAACUUGUAUCCGCUGCUAAAUCAGUAUUUAAACAUCGAAUAUUAGCAAUAGGCGAUGGUGCAAAUGAUGUUGGAAUGAUUCGUGAAUCUCAUUGUGGUGUUGCUGUUUAUGGUCGUGAAGGAUCACAAGCAGUAGCUGCUGGUGAUUUUGCUGUUGAUCGUUUUGAAUGUCUUCGUCGUCUUUUACUUGUUCAUGGUGCUUGGUGUUUUACUCGAACAAGUGAACUAAUCUUAUAUACAUUUAUGCAUAAUUGUUCUUAUGUCUUUGUUAUAUUUUAUCAUCAAUUAUUUAAUGGAUUUUCUGGUGCUGUUACUCUUCAUUCUUUAUAUCUUACUCUAUAUUCAAGCUUAUUUACUGUUCUCCCACAGUGUGCUGCUGCUCUAUUCGAUCAACAUGUUCCAGCUGAACGAGCAUUAUACGAGCCUCAAUUAUAUGAAUAUACACUUCAUGCUAGAUGUUAUCGAAUGUGGUCAUAUUGGGUAAAUAUUAUUGAUGCUGUUUGGCAAAGUACAGUGAUUUUUUUCAUGGGAUAUUUUGCUUAUCGAAAUGAAUCAUAUAUGGAUGUAUCAUCAUUUGGGUUUUCAAUGGCAUUCUGUAUGAUAAUAACAUCUUUAAUACAUGUUCUUUUACAAACAUCUCGAAUCGAUUGGUCAAUUAUAGCUUCAAUUGCAUUUAGUUUACUUGUUUUCCUUGGUUUUACAUUAAUAUUUGAUGCUACAUGUAUUCAAUGUAUUCCAGGUGAAAGUCCAUAUAAAGUAUCAUAUGAAACAUUUCGACAAGGUCGAUUUUGGUUUGCAAGUAUAUUAACAAUUGUUACGGCUAUGAUACCUCGUUUUAUAGUUAAAAGUAUUUAUAAUACAAUACGAAAUCCAUUAAUAAAAACAAAUAUAACUCAAGAUGUUGAAGAAGAUGAUGAUGAUGUUGAAAAUGUUCCAUCAACUACUUCGUUUCAAGCUAAAUUUGCUUUAUUAGGUUCUGAUGAUGACAAUGAAGCUGGCGAUAAUGAUGAUAAUGAUGAAGACACAACAGUAGUUAAACCAACGUCAACAUCAACUUCUUCAAAGAAAAAAUCAACAACUAAAAAGAAACCUCACUCAUCAAAAACUAAAAAAGAAGAUGAAGAUAUUGAUUCAUUAUUAGCUGCUAUUGAAUCAACAAGUGUAUCAACAAAAAAAAGUGGAAAUAAAAAAAAUAAACAAGCGACAACAACAACAACAAUAUCAAAUAUUGAUGAAGAAAAUUUUAAAGAAGGUGAAGGACAAGACCUAGAAGAUAUUUUAAAAGAAAUUGAUGAAAAAUUUGAUGAAAAAGAUCGACGAAAAGAAGCUAAAAAAGAAAAGAAGAAAAAGAAAAAAGAAGAAAAUAAAGAAGUAACAACAGAAAUAAAACCAAACGAAAAUGAAGGUUUUGAAGAAAAAUCAACAAAUCAAAAUGAAAAUGUAUCAGCAACAAUACAAUCCGAAAUUAAAGAAGAUGAAUUAGCAGCUGCUAUUGGUGGUACUGAUGACAAAAAGACAUCAUCAAAAAAUAAAAAGAAAGGAGUAGCUGAGAAGAAAGGCAAAGGUGGUGUUGAUGCUAAAACUUUAAGUCUUAUGAAAGAAUUUCAGAAAAAACAAGAAGAAGCUAAAUUAAAAGCUCUUAAAGAUGAAGAAGAAAAACUACGUUUAGAAGAAGAACUUGACAAACAACAUGAAGAAAAAAUACGUUUAGAAAAAGAACGUCGUGAAAAAAAGAAACAAAAAGAAAAAGAACGCAUACAAAGAAAAAAAGAAGAAGGUUCUUAUUUAACAAAAGAACAAAGAGAAAAACGUGAACGUGCUCGUAUUCAAUUGGAAGCAGCUGGAAUUCAAGUACCAGCACGAAAUACAGCACAAGGUACACCGAAUAAUGGAGAACAACCUGUUAAAAAACGAGUUCUUUAUGAUGAUCGAAGAAAAAAGACACAAACAAAUGCAAAACAAGCAGAUAAUGCUGAACCAACAACUGUAAAAUCACAAGCAGCUAAAACAUCAACCGCAACAGAUAAGAAACUAUCUGCUAAAGAGGAAGAAAAUUUGAAAGAUAAUUGGGAACAAGAAUCAGAAGAAGAAACAACAGUUAAUCCUGAAGAACCAGAAUCUCCAUCAACAGAAAAUGAUCGUAAUAAUUUUCAACAUACAGUUUCUAUUCCAUCAGCAACAACAAUUACAAAUGAAGAAAAUAAUGAAAGUUCAGAAGCUGAAUCGUCCGAUGAAGAGACAUCAAGUGAUGAAAGUGAUGAAACAAGUUCAUCAAGUGAUGACGAUGAAAAUGAUCAAUUAACUCCCAUGGAACGUGUACGUCGUCGUUUACGACGACGUCAUGAAACAUGUGAAAGUCGUCGUUCAACUGAAGUACUUCGUGCACCUGUUAUCUGUGUAUUGGGUCAUGUUGAUACGGGUAAAACAAAAAUUUUGGAUAAUUUACGUCGUACACAUGUACAAGAUGGCGAAGCUGGUGGUAUAACACAACAAAUUGGUGCAACUAAUGUACCAUUAGAAACACUACGUGAACGAACGAGAAUGUGUAGAAAAUUAGUAACACGUGAAGGUGAAUAUAUUGUUCCGGGUCUUUUAAUUAUUGAUACACCUGGACAUGAAUCAUUUAAAAACUUACGAUCACGUGGUUCAUCUCUUUGUGAUUUGGCUAUACUUGUUGUUGAUUUAAUGCAUGGAUUAGAACCACAAACACUUGAAUCAAUACAAUUAUUAAUGGAAAGAAAAACACCAUUUAUUAUUGCAUUAAAUAAGAUCGAUCGUUUGUAUAGUUGGAAAGGUGAUAAUAAAAAAAAUGUUGAACUUGUAUUACAGGAACAAAGUCAAAACACACGAAAUGAAUUUGAGAAACGUUGUAAUGAUAUUGUUGUUCAAUUUGCUGAACAAGGUCUUAAUGUUGCACUUUAUUAUAAAAAUCCUGAUCCAAAUGAAUUUUAUUCAAUGGUACCAACAUCAGCAAUUACUGGUGAUGGAAUGGGUUCAUUAAUCGCAAUGAUUAUUGAAAGAUGUCAAACAAGUUUAGCUAAACGUUUAUCAUAUACUGAUGAAUUACAAGCAACUGUCAUGGAGGUAAAAGCAAUUGGUGGUUUGGGUACAACAAUUGAUGUUGUUCUUGUCAAUGGACAUUUACGAGUUGGUGAUACAAUUAUUGUUGCUGGUCAAGAAGGUCCCAUUGUAACACAAAUUCGAGGUCUUCUCAUGCCAGAACCAAAUAGAGAAUUACGUGUUAGAAAUCAAUAUCAAAAUUAUAAAACCGUAAAAGCUGCUCGUGGUAUAAAGAUUGCUGCUAAAGAUUUAGAAAAAUCUAUGGCUGGUUUACCAUUAUUUGUUGGUCGACGAGAUGAUGAAACUGAAUAUUUCAAAAAUGAAAUUCAAAAUAUUCUUAAAACUGCUCUUAGUUCAAUCAAAUUAAAAGAAAAUGGUGUUCAUGUUCAAGCAUCAACAUUAGGUUCAUUAGAAGCAUUACUUGAAUUCUUAAAAACAUCAAAUAUUCCAUAUGCUGGUAUUAAUAUUGGUCCUGUUCAUCGAAAAGAUAUUAUUCGUGCAUCAACACAACUUGAAAGAGAUCCACAAUGGGCAGUUAUUUUAGCAUUUGAUGUUCGAAUUGAAAGAGAUGCUCAAGAACAUGCUGAUACCGUUGGUGUAAAAAUCUUUCAAGCUGAUAUAAUUUAUCAUUUAUUUGAUAUGUUUAUUGCUCAUCGUGAACGUAUCAAAAAAGAAAAUCAAGAAAAAUAUCGUCAUCUUGCUGUAUUUCCAUGCAAAUUACGAGUUUUACCACAAUAUAUAUUUAAUUCACGUGAUCCAAUUAUAUGUGGGGUACUUAUUGAAGAUGGUUUUGUUAAAUUAGGUACACCAAUAUGUGUUCCAUCAAAAGAAUUUAUUGAACUUGGACGAAUUGUUAGUAUCGAAUUAAAUCAUAAACCAUUAGAUGUAGCAAGAAAAGGUUCAGAAGUUUGUAUUAAAAUUGAACCAAUUAGUGGUGAAGCACCAAAAAUGUUUGGUCGACAUUUUGAUGAAAAUGAUUUAUUGAUGAGCAAAAUUUCUCGUGAAUCAAUUGAUAUUGUUAAAGAUCAUUUUCGUGAUGAUAUGCAAAAAUCUGAUUGGCAGUUAAUGAUUGAAUUAAAAAAGAUAUUUAAUAUUCUUUGA
This is a messenger RNA of Rotaria sp. Silwood1, 4755 nucleotides long. NCBI's taxonomy places the organism in Eukaryota, Metazoa, Rotifera, Eurotatoria, Philodinida, Philodinidae. The record is from the annotation of a GenBank genome assembly.